CACUUCCUUCCUCCUCCCGUCCUUCUCUCUCACCUCCUACGCCCUUGUUCGGCUCCUCCCUCCUUCACUCUCCCUUUUACCCUCUUCCGAUCCUCUCUUUCUCACCUUCACUGUCUUUUUUUCACCUUUCUUAAUCCCUCUCUUCAUCUUCCUGGACAUUUUCCCGCUCCCAUCUAGCUCUCUCUCUCUCCUCCCUUCACACUUUCCUUGCAUCCCUCUUUUCCACCCUCCAUCCUUCUUCUCCUCUGUCUCUAAUGAGGGCCUGUUCAGCAGUCAUAAUCAGAGCAGAGGUUGGGUGAUGCGUCUCAUGCGCGUUUACUCCACCGCCUGUCAUCCGAUCUACGGGGCAACGUUUCCCCAGCGACAUCCAUGCGUGUUGUUAUGGGGACACUUUUCAGCACGACGGCUUUGAUCGCAGCCUCUCUCUCCCCGGGGACGUGAACUCACAUCACUGGGCCCAUCAGCUGCAGAUAAACACCGAUUGAACAUCUGAGAGUUUCAAACUUCCUCAACUCUCCCCCACAGACGCCGCUCGGCGGUGUUCAGAUUACCUCCAGGUGCUGUUUUGGUCGGGUUUGUUCUUUUUGUCGAUGGAUUUUUAUACAACCAAAGCAGCCUGCUGUUCGUACAUAAUGAGUGGAGUUGAAAUAUAUUUCCACGGCAAGUGUAAGUGAGUGGCUGUUUGUGUUGGACGAGAAUGGCUCUCUCCUGGUGUCUCUGCCUGGCCAUGGCCCUCUUUUCUGGUCCCGCCACCAUCCAUACCCUGGCACCCGAAAAUGAAGUGACAUUACACCCCACAACAUGGCUGAGUGAAAACAGGGUCACACCAGUACAUCUGCCUAAAGGACGCACUCGCAGACUGUAUUUCACGCUGAAGAAGAAAGCCGAUUUGCUGUCCGUUACUGUGAGCCCCUGUGCAGUGCCCAUCGAAUGGAGCUUGGCUGUUCGGACCCUUAAGGAUAAACCGCCUAAGAAAGCACACUGGAGCUCGAAGAAGAGCAUGCCAGAGGUUUGGUGGAGAGGUUCUGGAAGAGAGGUUAGGAUUUACACCUACACCGGCAAUGCUGUAGACACCUACACCGGUCCUGCCUACGCUCCAGCGUCCAUCUACAUCCUACGGCUGAAAUCAAAUGAACAGGACACGCAGGUGUCGGCGUACCUCCACGAAGGUCCUGGUCCCACGGGGGCUUUCCCAGAGCUGCCGUCGGACCCCAGAGUACACACGCUGGGAGUGGGCAUGACCAGUGUCACCUUAAACUGGGCUCCGAGCUCAUCCGUAGUUGUUAAAGAUGGUCACCGGCCACAUCACGAAUAUUGCGUCUUAGUCAACCACAAACACAACUAUAGAAGUCUUUGCGCUGCUCGUGAGGGAAUACGAAAGGAGAUACAGAGUGUGCAGAAGAGACAGAGGAGGGACAAACAAAGCAAGGAGAUUGUGUGGGCAACGCUUAAAGACUGGUGGUGGCGGCAGCCGGAUGCCCUUGAGAAUCGUGAAUCAUCCACGACUGACAAGUUUGAGGACCCUGGAUGUGUGUGCAGGGACAUCGAAAGCGUGUGCACGGUUUCAGACCUGCUUCCGGAUACGCAGUACUACUUUGACGUCUUCGUAGUGGACAGGGUUAACGGCACUAGUGCGCCCUACACCGGCACUUUCGCCCGCACACACGAGGAGGCUCGUCCUGCUGUCACAUCCUUACGGGAAGGCCAGGUCAAAUGGGUCACCCUGAGCGGGGACGCAAGCAGUCUACAGGGGGAUCAGUUCCGAUUUAAACCUCGUGGGUGGCAACAAAAUGGCCUCCUUACCUUGCACACCUGCAACAGCACUAGUAAAGUCAAGGUCACCGUCUCCAGUAAAGGACGGACUUUGACGUCUCAAGAGGUGGGACAUCAGCUUGCCCAGAUAUGGUUGCACGGUGCCCCAUCAUACCUCAUCCAGCUCCAGGCCGUGGCUCUAGGUUCCUCAUCGACGACCCCUAAUGGCGAUUCCAGCAAGUCCAAGUUCUGUCUCAAAAUGCAGGCGUCAUCGGCGUACCAUCGCCGAGCCGUGCCGGUGUUUCCCACCACACUACAAAUCAAGUCUUUCAACAAGUUGCGGACAUGCAACUCCGUCACUCUGGCCUGGAUGGGGACCGAAGAGCGGAGUCUCUAUUGCGUUUAUCGGAGGCAGAUCCCACUUGACAGCAAACACACCUCGACAGAUCGUUGCAUCGACCCAGAAUCCCGUCCUGCAAAUGAGAGAGUCCUCUGUAAGUAUUUCCAGGAGUUGAACCCACGCCGGGCGGUCACAACAGCGGUGAUCAGUGAACUGGAACCAGGGAUGCUAUAUGUGUUCGACGUUUAUCUUAUGAGACGCUGGGGACUUCCAAUUAAGUACCACAGCAAGACGGUGAGAACCAGAAGUGAAUGUUGAGUGGACAUUUCAGAAUUUUGCUCUCAGUGGAGAAGGACUCAAUGGAGAGACAUUACGCCACAGGGAAGCCAUUGUAAGGCCAGAGAGGGAACUAUGGGAGGGGCCUUGAUCUGGUGCAGUGGAGGUCGAACGUGACCACUGAAAGACAUAAACACAUAAUUAUGCCAACAUACAGACACACAAAAUACCGAGAGGUGAGACCAAGCUCACACCAGCAAAAACUAAUUUACUUUACGAUGUUCCCGUAUUAAUGUUUGUGUUGUUGUGUGUGAUGCCGUCUCUGUUGUUAAUUAUACAGUAUUGAGUGUCUGAAUAACAAAAACUCUCUCGUCUCUUACACAAAAGAGGACCGUGCCAAAAUAUGCAAGAGAAACAGCCGGAGGGCUUUGAGCACCAGUGCUAACCAGAGCUGUAUCAGAUCUCUCAAUCUGCCACCAGAAUCAGAAAGACACCAAGUGAGGAAGGGGCGAGAGAGAGCGAAAGAGCUGUGUGAAGUCAGUGUGUUGAUUAUGCUCUGCUAAAGCAUGCAGCAGGGAAAAACGAGUUAGCAGUUCGCUUCGUUGUCUGUGAUGUGAUUGUUGUGCUGCGCUUCUGCGCACUAAUAAAACACAGUUACCAACCAGACAUGAAAA
This is a messenger RNA of Onychostoma macrolepis, 3042 nucleotides long. It is a transcript of the gene ndnfl, whose product is annotated as neuron-derived neurotrophic factor, like. Bases 698 to 2410 code for a protein of 570 amino acids. Lineage: Eukaryota; Metazoa; Chordata; Actinopteri; Cypriniformes; Cyprinidae. The record is from RefSeq and is a predicted model, not a curated record. The transcript is spliced from 4 exons. Gene Ontology annotation, biological process: extracellular matrix organization. Gene Ontology annotation, molecular function: protein binding.